CCUCUAACUCCACUAUAUUCUUCAUCGCUCUUUCACUCUAGCUCUUGAGAACCUCACUCUCCACCACAAAGCAAGAUGAUCACCCCGGAGGACUUCUACACCGUUAUGUGCGCCAUGGUCCCCCUCUAUGUGGCCAUGCUCCUCGCCUACGCCUCCGUCAAAUGGUGGAAGAUCUUCACCCCCGAGCAGUGCUCCGGCAUCAACCGCUUCGUCGCCGUCUUCGCUGUCCCGGUCCUCUCCUUCCACUUCAUCUCCCACAACAACCCCUACCAGAUGGACACCCGCUUCAUCCUCGCUGACACCCUCUCUAAGCUCCUCGUCCUCCUCCUCCUCUCCCUCUGGGCUUGCCUCUCCCCCUCCUCCCCCGGCCGCAGCCGCCUCGACUGGCUCAUCACCCUCUUCUCCAUCGCCACCCUCCCUAACACCCUUGUCAUGGGCAUUCCCCUCCUACGUGCCAUGUAUGGAGACUUCACCCAAAGCUUAAUGGUCCAGCUGGUCGUCCUACAGUGCAUAAUUUGGUACACUUUGCUGCUCUUCCUGUUCGAGUAUCGCGCGGCCACUCUCUUGAUCCAAGAGCAGUUUCCGGGGCCGGUGGCGGCGGCCAUCGCCAAGAUCAAGGUCGACGGCGAUGUCAUCUCGUUGGACGGGCGAGACCCGAUCCACGCCGAGUCGGAGAUGGAUGCGGACGGGAGGGUUCGUCUCCGGAUCCGGCGGUCCGUGUCAUCGGCGCCGGAAUCCGGGUUGUCGUCGUCGGUGGGGUUCACGCCGGCCCGCCUGUCGAACAUAUCGGGCGCGGAGAUAUACUCGCUGAACACGCCGGGCCGGCAUCCCAUGGAGCAAUUCACCAUCGCCGACGUCACGUUUGGGUACCGGUCGGCGAGCCCGCGGCUGUCGGGGUAUGCGUCGUCGGAUGCGUACUCGCUGCAGCCGACGCCGAGGGAGUCGAAUUUUAAUGAGAUGGAGAUAGGGACUCCGGUGUGGAUGAGGUCGCCGGCGGCGGCGGCAGGAGGAGGGAGGGUGGCCCGGCAGCAGUCGCCGGCGGUGGCCAAGGUGGUGCGCGGUUGUCACGAGGGUGGCAGCGGUGGUGGGGAGGGACAAGGGGACAAGGAUGUUGGAGUGGAGAAAGAGAUCAGCUUUAGAAGCACUUCAAAGUUUGCAGUACGAGAAGAUGAUGAAGAGAUGAAUGGAAGAGAAAAUCAGGAGAUGCCUCGAGCUAUGGUUAUGUUAAAGCUCAUCUUAACCAUGGUUGGCCGGAAGCUUUCUCGCAAUCCCAACACAUAUUCAAGCAUUCUAGGCCUACUUUGGUCUUUAAUUUCAUUCAAAUGGGAGGUCAGCCUGCCAAGUUUGGUCAAGAACUCGAUAAAAAUUAUUUCAGAUGCAGGGCUUGGGAUGGCCAUGUUUAGCCUAGGUUUGUUCAUGGCUCUUCAGCCAAGGAUAAUUGCAUGUGGUGCAAAGAUGGCAAUGCUAAGUUUGGGUAUUCGAUUUUUAAGCGGUCCUAUUAUAAUGUCAGCUGCAUCAAUGGCAGUCGGGUUGAAAGGAGUUCGACUUCAUACAGCUAUUGUACAGGCGGCUCUUCCUCAAGGUAUUGUACCAUUCGUCUUCGCUAGAGAAUACGGGCUACAUCCAGACAUACUUAGCACCGGGGUAAUCUUUGGCAUGCUUGUCUCCUUGCCCAUAACCCUUCUAUACUACAUACUCUUGGGCCUAUGAAGGGAGGUUCCCAUCACCAAAUAAAGCCAAGGGAAACAUCCAAAGGAAGAUGGACCCAUUGAUAACGACUGAAUGGUGUUACCAAUGCCAAUGUCAUGUUAACUGGUUCCCAUCCUACUGAGAUCUAAGGGUUUUACAUUUGGAGCUCAAAGUUACAGCUCUAAGAGGGUCCAUCAUCCCCUUAAAUGGUGGAUCAUUUGAGAGAAUUUGAGUUGGUUGAAGACCAAAGAGGGCUGGUAAAGGUGCACCACCCUACAAUGACUAGUGGUGGCCGAAAGGAAAUGAAUUAUGAAUUAUCAUGGACCAUGAUAAGGGUGGUAGAAAUAAAUAUCAUCUUGUUGUGGGGUAGU
Molecule: messenger RNA, 2060 nt
Organism: Elaeis guineensis (African oil palm)
Lineage: Eukaryota; Viridiplantae; Streptophyta; Magnoliopsida; Arecales; Arecaceae
Product: auxin efflux carrier component 6
Biological process (GO): auxin polar transport; auxin export across the plasma membrane
Cellular component (GO): plasma membrane; endoplasmic reticulum
Molecular function (GO): auxin efflux transmembrane transporter activity
Source: RefSeq, a predicted model, not a curated record